AUGGAAAAACCACAAGAGAAUCUCCCCGAAAAAGCCCUAGAUCCAAUUCCAAAACCUACAGCGACAGAACCAAACCCCACUCAAAACCCGAACCCUGCGACGAUCAUAAUCGGAGGGGAAGACGGGCGGCGAGAAGAAAGAUUUGAAAUUGAGCCGGGAACGCUACGGUCGGGGUGGCGUUCAGCUGUGGAGGAGGAGAAGCGAAGAACACGAGCGGAAAGGUUUGGCACUGCGACUGGUUUUCCCUUGCAAGGCAAAAAUGGAGGAAAUCUUGAGGAGCAGAAAAGAAAGGCCAGAGCAGAGAGGUUUGGGCUUGUGGUGCACUCUUCAGCCGAUGAGGAGGCAAAGAAAAAGGCUCGUUUAGAAAGAUUUGGGCAAACACAAAAGCCGAAUACUUUAGAGGAAGAUAAAAAGAAGGCACGGGCGGAAAGGUUUUCACAAACAUCAUCAACUAACGGGAAAAAGACGACCUCUGAGGUGAAGACAUCAACUGAGGCGCCUCAAGAUGAGCCUAAGAGUCAAUGACUACUGCAGGCAAUGCCAUCAUCAUCAGUGUAACUUUUCACAGGAUUCUCGCCGCCCUUUCCAGCCGUGGAAUCUGUAAGCUGACUCUUUAGAGACGUAAACAUAGCAUUGUUAAUGUUGGCAAUGGACAUGUUUUUUUGUGGCCAUUGCUCGUGCACUUGCUGUAGUUGUAGGAUUAUGUGCCAGCUGGCUGUUUGUUAUUAGCAGGUAGGUACUAGUUUAUUCGUCAACAUGUCUACUUCCUUUUCUGUGAAAUCGACUCUGAUUCUAAUGACUGUCAAUUUUAAGAAGUCUGAUUCAACUUGUUACUUAUACA
Messenger RNA from Asparagus officinalis (garden asparagus), 841 nucleotides. RefSeq names its product protein MODIFIER OF SNC1 11-like. Gene Ontology annotation, cellular component: nucleus. Gene Ontology annotation, biological process: poly(A)+ mRNA export from nucleus. The record is from RefSeq and is a predicted model, not a curated record. The transcript has 7 exons. NCBI's taxonomy places the organism in Eukaryota, Viridiplantae, Streptophyta, Magnoliopsida, Asparagales, Asparagaceae. The coding region runs from base 1 to 525 and encodes 174 amino acids.